This is a messenger RNA of Canariomyces notabilis, 2627 nucleotides long. RefSeq names its product tetrapyrrole biosynthesis, 5-aminolevulinic acid synthase. Gene Ontology annotation, biological process: heme biosynthetic process. Bases 303 to 2225 code for a protein of 640 amino acids. Gene Ontology annotation, molecular function: pyridoxal phosphate binding; 5-aminolevulinate synthase activity. Gene Ontology annotation, cellular component: mitochondrion. The record is from RefSeq and is a predicted model, not a curated record. The transcript has 2 exons. Lineage: Eukaryota; Fungi; Ascomycota; Sordariomycetes; Sordariales; Chaetomiaceae.
UUACUCCCCCAAAAAUUACAUUUGGCUUCUCCGUUUCCUGUUGCAUUGGUCUGGAUUUUGACCUGAUUGAUCAAUCAGGCUUUUCGCCUCUUCGCGAACCCGAGACUUGUUUUCGGCUCGAGACGCCGAAAGUGGCUUCUGCUUCGCCUCGGUUCCCCGCCGUGGACAAAGUCAAGAAACGCUUACUCCUCCUACUCUACUACGUACACCGCUUAGUGCGAAGCAAAAACAUCGACGCUACGGUAGUUAGAGCAAGCAGCCUGAACUGAGCCGGACACAUCGUGUGAAUUGGAUCAGCUGCCAUGGAUUCUGUUUUGCGCCAAUCCAAGGCCGUGUGCCCCUUCAUGCGGCAGGCGACGGCCGCGGGCCUCCGCGCCAUGUCGACGGCCGUGACGCCCGCCACUCCUGCCGCUUCGCCAUGCGGCGGCGCCAUCUCCAAGCUCCAGGUCCUCGCCCGCCGCUGUCCCGUCAUGGGCAAGGCCAUGGCCAUCCAGUCGGCUCGUCUUGGACACGCCACCGCCGGCUUCCCGGCUGUUCCUGCCAAGGCCACUAUGUCCACCUUCUCGGGCCAUGGCAAGACCGCGAAAGCCAGCCUGCAUACGAGCCGCUCCCAGGAAGCCCAGGCUGUUGAUGGCUCGCUAUUCACCGGCCGCGACAAGGUCCAGCUCCCUCCCCGAGUCCCGACCAAGCCGCAUGCCACCGCAAAUCCGGUUGUUGAACCCCGGGCAAGCGCCCCGGACACGCACAAGGUCAAGUUUGACUAUGAGUCCUUCUACAACCACGAGCUGGACAAGAAGCACAAGGACAAGUCGUACCGCUACUUCAACAACAUCAACCGCCUGGCGAAGGAGUUCCCUCGCGCCCACAUGUCCAGCAAGGAGGAGAAGGUGACGGUGUGGUGCGCCAAUGACUACCUUGGCAUGGGCCGCAAUCCGCAGGUCCUCAAGGCCAUGCACGAGACGCUUGACGAAUAUGGUGCCGGCGCUGGUGGUACCCGGAAUAUAUCCGGUCACAACAAGCACGCGGUAGAGCUCGAGCACACGAUCGCCACACUCCAUGCCAAGGAGGCGGCGCUGGUGUUCAGCUCGUGUUAUGUUGCAAACGAUGCUACACUCGCUACCCUUGGCAGCAAGAUGCCGGAUUGCGUCAUCCUUUCCGACAGUCUGAAUCAUGCCUCCAUGAUCCAAGGCAUCCGCCACUCGGGUGCCAGGAAGAUCAUCUUCAAGCACAACGAUGUGCAGGAUCUGGAGGAGAAGCUUGCCGCGCUGCCGCUCCAUGUCCCCAAAAUCAUCGCUUUCGAGUCGGUUUACAGCAUGUGUGGCUCGAUAGGCCCCAUCGAAGAAAUCUGUGACCUUGCUGAUAAAUACGGCGCCAUCACUUUCCUGGAUGAGGUCCACGCCGUCGGCAUGUACGGCCCGCACGGCGCGGGCGUAGCGGAACAUCUUGACUUUGAGGCGCACGCCCAAGGCCGCCCGCGCGGAACCAUCAUGGACCGCGUCGACAUCAUUACGGGUACGCUGGGUAAAGCCUACGGGUGCGUGGGCGGGUAUAUCGCGGGCAGCGCCAAGCUCGUCGACACGAUCCGGUCUCUUGCGCCUGGCUUCAUCUUCACCACGUCCCUGCCGCCUGCCGUCAUGGCCGGCGCCCGGGCUGCCAUCGAAUACCAAAUGACCCACACGGGCGACCGUCGCUUGCAGCAACUGCACACGCGUGCCGUCAAGGAGUCCCUCCGCGAGCGCGACAUUCCCGUGAUUCCCAAUCCGAGCCACAUUAUCCCUAUCCUGGUCGGCAACGCUGAGCUCGCCAAGCAAGCCAGCGACAAGUUGCUUUAUGACCACGGCAUCUACGUGCAGAGCAUCAAUUACCCGACCGUGCCCGUCGGUCAGGAACGCCUGCGCGUCACGCCAACUCCCGGCCAUGUCAAGGAGUACCGCGACCAGCUGGUGAACGCCAUCGAGUCCAUUUGGAACGAGCUGGGCAUCAAGCGCACGAGCGACUGGGCUGCCGAGGGCGGGUUCAUUGGCGUUGGCGAACCCAACGCCGCACCGGAGGAGCCGCUCUGGACAGACGAGCAGCUGGGGAUCGCCGAGGCGGCGCGGACGCUGCUGCAGGCUGCUGACGCAGAGCAGCACCAGCACCAGCAGCAGGUGCCCAUCAGCGGGCUGACGGAGCGGCUCUUGGAGAAGGAGAUGCAGGGGGCUAGGAGCGUUACCGUCUCUGCUUAGCCUGGCUUUGCAACCCCCCGAUUCUUGCAGUCGGGGAGCCUUCAUUCUCUUCUCUCCCGGCCGGCCGAGCGGUCCUGCCCGGGGCGUCGUUGCUGCUACUUUCUAUCAGGGGGGCUCAUCCGACCAUACGCACAGCGAUACCGUUCCUUGGAGCGAGCGGCAGCGGCGUGGAAUAUUUUGGUUUGUGUGGUUUUGGCAAUAGCCCCCAUGUUGGAAAUGCAUUGUGCUCUCCUGUUGUCGAUGGCGGCAAAAGUCUUUGAUCAUUCGUUAUUCGUGCCGCUUUCAAUCCGAUCCCUCUGGAUUAUGGAACGGCUGAUUCAGGAUCCUUAGUCUCAUCCAGCACUUGUCCACAAUGAGAGAGAUCCUUAAAUAAAAUUACUGUUGAAAUGAAACAUCUGUGCU